AUGCCCGUCGUUGCAGGCCCUCCCCAGGCCCAUGGCCCCUCUACCUUUGACAAGAUGAAGAUGGGUGCGAUGAUGGGAUCAACUGUCGGAGGCAUCAUGGGCUUCAUCAUCGGAACCGUCACCAUCUUCCAGUACGGCGCCGGCCCUAACGGAGUUAUGCGAACACUGGGCAAAUACAUGGUUGGAUCCGGUGCGACAUUCGGCCUCUUCAUGUCCAUCGGCAGCGUUAUUCGUACCGAAGGUCCUCACAAUGACGCCUGGCUCCGAGCCCGGGGGCCACCCAUGAUGCUCCCCCGUCAAGCACCACUGCGACGCGUGCAGUAG
Messenger RNA from Aspergillus calidoustus, 324 nucleotides. The record is from the annotation of a GenBank genome assembly. NCBI's taxonomy places the organism in Eukaryota, Fungi, Ascomycota, Eurotiomycetes, Eurotiales, Aspergillaceae.